AUGGCGCUCUCCAACGAUAUUAGGCUCCUCUUCGCGUUGGUUCAAUGGAUACUACUAGUGUCGCUGUGUACUCCUCAAAAUGUACAUGUACCUGGUGGUUCCCAAAAUAUCUUUGAUAGUGGUGCGGCUGCUGGGGAUCAAGGACAAUCAAUAGAAGAAGAGUUUGCCGUGACAGGAUGUUGGUUUGGUUUGGAGGUGGAAAACGAGGAUUUGGUGAAUCCCUUGGACAGAACUAGUAGUAUGGAUUCCCUUGACCGAAUACAUGAAAUGCAGGUCUACACGUUGGCUUCCCGCAUCCAGAGAAUUGAUGUAUCCUACCUAUUCGCUGGAGGAAUCUCCAGUGCCACCUACACGGCAGGGCAAGAAGAUGCCACAGCUCCAGAUCCCACCAAGGUUGAGUUCCCUAUUGGAGCCUGUCUGAAAGAAAUGACAGUACACAGGACUCCCACUGGAGACAGAAUACUAGGCUUGGCAAUGAAUCUCACGGACGGAUCCGAAUUUUAUUUUGGACUGCUCGACAUUCCUACGGCACAAGUCUCUACUUUUUCAAAGCCAGGUUAUAUCAUCAGUGUCCUGGCCACGAGGGACGGUCCCGAGAACAAGUACAUUAACGAUCUCGGAGUGGCAUACUAUGCCAAGCCACGGCCUUGCGGUCCUUGUCCCAUGACCUACGUUCCCGGCUCUUCCGCCUACCGACAAGAAAAAUCUUCUCCACCACAAUACGUUUCCGCAGUACAAAUCGACACCCAAGAAAGUGACUCUUUGGCACGGUUGCAGGUAACCUACGUCUUUGAUGGGCGUGAGAAGGAUUCACUCCACACGGCGACGGGACAAACUGCAGGAUUGGGGGACACCCCCGUGGCCGAUCUCGUCUUUUAUGCAGGAAUCGAUUCCAGCACGCGGACCGCCAAAGCAUUGGAUUGCGUCGACUUGUAUCUGUACGUUGACAACUCGACAGUGGCCGGAAUUGGAUUCUGUGCCCGCGAGAGUAUUCUAGAUACCGCUACUAGUACAAGUGUCUGUCGUACGGAUUCGGAAACCUUUGGGCCGUAUGGAAUCCAUUCGAGGGCCAACGGGAUUUCAAAAGUUUCCACUUGUUUGGAUGAUAAUAUGGAGACCGACGAACGUCGAAGGGAAACAAUCUUCAUGCUAUCGGAUAUUUUGACUGUCAACUGUCCGUCCUACAUCACCAUGGUCCCAGUUGCGCCACUCGUCACGCCCGAUAUGCAAACCGCGACGGAUGGUGGAUUGGUUCUCCCAGCGACGCUAACUCCCACGCAGUCACCGACCAAUUCACCCGGCAAUCCAUAUACAGUCGAACAACUGGGCGGGCUUUCCAUUGAGGCAUCUGGUAUGGAUUUGUUGGAGGGAUCACCCGUCACUUUUCAGAACACUUCUUGUGCCAUUCGAUAUCGUCAUCGGCCGUGGGGAGUGGGAUGCAAGUUCAACACGCAAGUCAGCUUGGGAGAUGAUGUUGAUCCACUUCGUGUGUGUGGGUCGAUUUGCAUGCGAGCCGAGGUCCAGUUCAACCAAGAGGCGACGGGCGCUCUGGCCAAGUUCCUCGCCACUGUGACAUUGUGGGAUGAUUUUGGGGGGGACGGUGCUGAUACGUCGCUCAGUUGUCAAACUGUCAUUGAUGCAUUGGGCUUGACGGAACCCAUCGAAAUGGAGCUGGACUUGGGGAAUAUUACGUACGAAUCUGUCACGGAGGCUCGAGAUGCUGUCAAGCGACGUCCCAGUCGACGGAGGGGGGUUGAUCAAGGGGAUGCGAUUGUCACGGACAAAGGAGAGUUUGCCUUUGGGGUAACAUCGAUUCCACCAAAACCAGUGGCCAUUCCUCCGUCGGAGAGUACCUUUGGUCUCCCUGAGAACUACACUUUGGGUGUCAAGGACACCACAUUCCAGCUGGCCUUGGUGAAUACGGGUUGUGGUAUUGUGACAUCGGCUCAGCCUUGGUCCGUGGACUGUAAUGCAACAAUACGCCUUCACCAUGGACAAGCACCACUUAACGGAGGGCAACCGCUGGAAAUGCAAAUCUUUGCGACGGGCGUGGUCGAUACUCGUCCUCGCAGUCAGUACUUGCUCUCGAUAAGAUACGGCGUUCGAAUGCCAGAGACGUCAAUAUCAUACUCUGCCAACUCAGACCCAAUAUAA
Messenger RNA from Seminavis robusta, 2154 nucleotides. NCBI's taxonomy places the organism in Eukaryota, Bacillariophyta, Bacillariophyceae, Naviculales, Naviculaceae. The record is from the annotation of a GenBank genome assembly.